AUGGCAGUGGCCAUUGAUCAACAUCAUGGAUUCAAGCCAUUUAACCGAUCUCAGAGAUGUAGACUCCAAUCCUUAACUAACUUUGACUUAAACAUUCUUGAACUUGGCCAAACCAAUCUUUCCAGUUUAAAACAAGCAUUUGAAGCUGUUAAACUUCACAGAAGCUUCUCCAGUCCAUGCUUUUCCUUGGCCACUCGGGUCGAAGAAGGGUUCGACGCUACUCCACGGAUUGAGAUUCUUGGUGGCCAUGGAGCCCCGAGAGUCCGUGCUCUUGUUGUUGAGGUUGCCAUCGCUUUGGCCUCUGGUGUUGAUCCCAUACCUGUAGCAAAUGGACUAGGUGGUGCUUACUUUUUGCGCAGCAAGAACGGAGAUAAUAUUGCACUGGCAAAACCAAUUGAUGAAGAACCUUUAGCCAUCAAUAACCCUAAAUGCUUUGGGGGACUGAUGCUCGGCCAACCUGGUAUGAAACGCUCGAUUCGAGUUGGCGAAACUGGAAUUCGUGAAUUAGCUGCUUAUCUACUAGACCAUGGUGGGUUUGCUGGGGUUCCUCCAACAGCAUUAGUAAAAAUUUCUCAUGUCAGAUUCCAUGUUAACCGUGCAGAGAAUGUUUCAGCUCCUCCCUACAAAAUUGCCUCACUCCAACGUUUUGUAGAUCAUGAAUUUGAUGCAGGGGAAUUAGGUGCUUCUGGUUUUUCGGUUGCUUCAGUUCAUCAGAUUGCGAUUUUUGAUGUGAGAGUCCUAAAUCUCGAUAGGCAUGCUGGAAAUAUACUUGUAAAAAGUAACGAUCAGAAGGAAAAAUAUGCCGCUGGGGCAGCUGAGCUUGUGCCGAUAGACCAUGGACUUUGCCUACCUGAGUGGCUUGAUGAUCCUUAUUUUGAAUGGUUGCAUUGGCCUCAAGCCUUGGUUCCCUUUUCAGAAUCUGAACUUGAGUACAUAUCCAAUCUCGAUCCAUUUAUAGAUGCAGAACUCUUGAGAUCUGAGCUUAGUUCUUUAAGGGAAUCAUCUAUCCGAGUUCUUGUCCUUUGCACUAUUUUCUUGAAGCAAGGUGCUGCAGCCGGCCUCUGCCUUGCCGAUAUAGGCAAAAUGAUGACUAGGGAGUCUUGUAGUGGAGAUGAAAAUAUGAGUGUGUUAGAGAAUCUUUGUUCGAAAGCAAAGGAAGCCGUCGUUAAUACAUCAGAUGAUGAGGAGAACAAUAUGGAUAGCGGAGAAGAAAAGGAUGAGUUUGAACUAUUUCAAUUCGAUGAUGAGACCGCGCUCGCUUCUGCUGAAGCAAUGGAUCUCCCUCAGCUUUUACAGUUCCCUCCUGAGAUGGCUAAGCCACCUAAAAUUCCAAAGUUCUCACCUGUAAGAUCAGUGCCUAGGUCGCACGACGAAGAAUUAUCUCCAUUGUACGAGAAAAAUGAUCACGAAGUCGAAAACUAUAGCAGCGGUGAUGACAGCAAAAAGACCAUCAAAGAAAAUGGUGGAGACAACAAUGGGUAUGACGGCAAAAUUGGCGGUUUUACGAGGAGCAAGAGUUAUUCAAUCGGAAAUAGCGCUUGCGAAGCUGAUGGCAUUUCUUUUGGAGACUUGAGUGAAGGUGAAUGGGAAUUGUUCUUGGAGUGUUUCGAGAAGCUGUUGCCGGAGGUUCUUGAGAGCUCAAAAUGUGGCAGCUUGAAGCAAAGGUUGGGAACUUCUUGCAAGUUCUGA
Molecule: messenger RNA, 1689 nt
Organism: Dovyalis caffra
Lineage: Eukaryota; Viridiplantae; Streptophyta; Magnoliopsida; Malpighiales; Salicaceae
Source: the annotation of a GenBank genome assembly